GAGCUGCCGCCGCGGCGCGGGGCGAGCCCAAGAGGCGAGGCAGAGCCAUGCUGCCUUUGUGCAAAGUUGGGCGGCGGGCGGCGCGCCGCGCGCAGGGGCCCGGCACACCCGCGACCGCGCGCAGUCGUGGCUGCUGCUGAGUGGCGGGGACCACCCCCCACCCCAGCUCCCCCAGCCCUUGAAGGCGGAGAGAGCUCGCGUCUCGCUCGGCUUCAGGGUAAGUCCAGCUGUGAGCAGGGGGUUCUGUUCUUCACUUCCAGCAAGCCAGAGUUUUAUAAAUGGACGCUGACAUGGACUACGAAAGACCCAACGUGGAAACCAUCAAGUGCGUGGUUGUGGGAGACAAUGCCGUGGGGAAGACACGCUUGAUCUGUGCCAGAGCAUGUAAUACAACGCUGACACAGUACCAGCUGCUGGCUACCCACGUCCCCACCGUGUGGGCCAUUGACCAGUACCGAGUCUGCCAGGAGGUCUUGGAACGUUCCCGGGAUGUCGUUGAUGAAGUGAGCGUUUCUCUCAGGCUUUGGGACACUUUUGGAGAUCAUCACAAAGACAGGCGUUUUGCAUAUGGCAGGUCCGAUGUUGUGGUCCUCUGUUUUUCGAUUGCUAAUCCCAAUUCCCUAAAUCAUGUGAAAACCAUGUGGUAUCAAGAGAUCAAGCACUUUUGCCCUCGCACACCUGUUGUUCUAGUUGGCUGCCAGCUAGAUCUCCGCUAUGCUGAUCUUGAAGCUGUUAAUAGAGCCAGACGCCCUUUAGCAAGGCCCAUAAAGAGAGGGGAUAUUCUGCCCCCAGAAAAAGGCCGAGAGGUUGCAAAGGAACUGGGUAUACCCUACUAUGAAACAAGUGUGUUUGACCAGUUUGGCAUCAAAGACGUGUUUGACAACGCAAUCCGAGCAGCACUCAUUUCGCGACGGCACUUGCAGUUCUGGAAAUCCCACCUGAAGAAAGUCCAGAAGCCUUUACUUCAGGCACCGUUCCUACCUCCAAAAGCCCCCCCACCGGUCAUCAAAGUUCCAGAAUGUCCCUCCACGGGGACGAACGAAGCUGCCUGUUUACUGGACAAUCCUCUGUGUGCUGAUGUCCUCUUCAUCCUCCAGGACCAGGAGCAGAUCUUUGCACACCGAAUUUACCUCGCUACCUCCUCUUCCAAGUUUUAUGAUCUUUUUUUAAUGGAAUGUGAAGAAACCCCCCACUGGAGUGAAGGAGCUUGUGAGAGAGAGAAGCAAAGCAGGGAUUCCCAGGAGUGGGCACAGAGUCUUGACCCAGAUGAGGAAAGGGAAGAGGGCACCCCAAGGACGCCUCAGGCUGAUCAGUGGACCCCCUCGAGCCAGAACCUGUCCCAGCAGGAGACCCUGGGGCUGGACGCCGAGGACCUGGUGGCAGAGACGCAGGCCCUGUCAGGCUGGAGUAAGGGGUUCAUCGGCAUGCACAAGGAGCUGCAGGUCAACCCCGUCUCGAAGCGGCUGGGCCCCAUGACCGUGGUCAGGAUGGACGCGUCCGUCCAGCCAGGCCCUUUCAGGACCCUGCUCCAGUUUCUCUAUACGGGGCAACUGGAUGAAAAGGAAAAAGAUCUGGUGGGCCUGGCUCAGAUCGCAGAGGUCCUGGAGAUGUUUGAUUUGCGGAUGAUGGUGGAAAACAUCAUGAACAAGGAAGCCUUCAUGAACCAGGAGAUCACGAAAGCGUUUCAUGUCCGGAAAGCCAAUCGGAUAAAAGAGUGUCUCAGCAAGGGGACAUUCUCAGAUGUGACGUUUAAGUUGGACGAUGGAGCCAUCAGUGCCCACAAACCGCUGCUGAUCUGUAGCUGCAAGUGGAUGGCUGCUAUGUUCGGGGGGUCAUUUGUCGAAAGCGCCAACAGUGAGGUAUAUCUCCCAAACAUAAACAAGAUGUCAAUGCAGGCAGUACUGGAUUAUCUCUAUACUAAGCAGUUGUCACCUAACUUGGACCUGGACCCACUGGAACUAAUUGCCUUGGCAAACAGAUUUUGCCUGCCGCACUUGGUUGCACUUGCAGAACAGCACGCCGUUCAGGAGCUGACCAAGGCCGCCAUGAGUGGUGUGGGCAUUGAUGGGGAAGUUCUCUCUUACUUGGAAUUGGCCCAGUUUCACAAUGCCCACCAGUUGGCCGCCUGGUGUUUGCACCACAUCUGUACCAACUACAACAGUGUGUGUUCCAAGUUCCGCAAGGAAAUCAAAUCGAAAUCUGCAGACAACCAGGAAUACUUUGAGAGGCACCGCUGGCCUCCCGUGUGGUACCUGAAGGAAGAAGACCACUACCAGCGUGUGAAAAGGGAAAGAGAGAAGGAAGACAUUGCACUAAAUAAACAUCACUCGAGAAGAAAGUGGUGCUUCUGGAAUUCAUCUCCAGCGGUCGCCUGAGGCGGAAGAGGAAAAAAAUAUCAGAAAUCUGACACACCACUCUUAAAAGCACUACUGUAAAAUGAGUCUUAUUUUUAGAGAUAACAUGUAGUUCAGGUUUCAGGCACUGAUCUUCCUCCACUUUUGUGCAUUUAUCUUUGUUGGGAUCAAAGCACAAGCUCACCAUCAAUGAGCCUGGACACAAAGGGAAGCUGACGCUCACUGCAUUCCUUAAACUUAUAUGUAUAUUUUUUGUUAGAAGGCUUAAUAAACUUUAGUCUGUUAUCUCAUUUCUUUUUAUACAAAGGAAAAAAAAAAAUCCAGCUUUCAUGUUUCGAAUUCCAAAUUGGAAAAUAUUUUUAUACGGUCUCUUGUAAAUGAAAAUACUGUGUAUUACUUUAUUUUACAGGACACACAUUAACCAUGAAGUCGCCCUGCGAUUCUCUUUGCCCACAAGCAUUAUUACUUAAUUAGAGGGAUAUCCUUUUGUCGUGAAGUAAAGGGUUGGAAUGAAUUCCCCAAAGUACAAGUUAGGGAGUGUUUCAUCUUUGUUCUGCCGAAUAACAUUGGUAUAAUUACCAAGUCAACUCCAAGAAUGUGUAUUUACAAUAUUUGCUGUGUGAGUGCUAGUAAUUAUAUGGUUAUAUGUGCCAUGUAAAAUAUAGUGAUAUCAAAUCUUCUGUUGUUUAAAAUGUCUAGAUUUAAGAGGAUAAUCUUUAUAAUCAUUGGAAGGGCUUAUUAAAUCCCAGCAUUAUCCAGGGCAAACUCUCUGGUGGACCUGAACACGAAAGAUGCCAAGAGCGCUGGUGUGUGGAUUGCUGUGUGAAGAUGCCCGUCUCUCAGUGUUCCUGGACUUGCCAUGUUUCUGCAUGCAGUUUUGCCACUGACUUGAAUUGAGAUGGGCAAGGGUAAGGGUCCCCAGACUCUGUCCCCCUCAUCUGCAGACAUUUCCCCACCAGAAACAGGCUUCCUCAGGUCUCUCACCUGCGGCCAACUUCACUUUGUAAGACCCAUGUUUUUAACUCUUCCCAGGGAAAAUUCACGUUGCUGCAGAAGUAGACCAAGGCAGACCACCCACCCCUGCUGAAAUUCAGUGGGAGGGCCUGUGAAGGCACAAAGCCGGAGGCUGGGUCGUCUAAGGUCACUGCAUUCUCCAACGCAGACGGGAAUUUUACUCCAAAAGUCUAGGAAAUGGUGCUACUGUGAGUUAGUUCUGACCCUUUGUCAUUCUGAGUUUUCAGUGGUAAAACAGAGAGUAUUGAGCAGGGGGGCUUUUGAGAGGCCAUCAGUCACUGCUUCUCGUAAAUUAAAGUGUUACAGCACUCAGCGCAUUUUAAGGCCACAGUGCCAUGCCUGUUUUGGGAUGUUGUGUGGUGGAGACUCAGGCUUACUCAAUUCGGAGAUCAAUUUACUGAUACUAAAAGCUCUUUAUUUUUUUUGUUUUUUCUAGCUUUCAGAAGUUAGAAAAGAGACAGCUGAGUCCAAACUCCAGUGUUAACAACCAAAUAUAUUUGAAAAUCUAUCCAGAUGACAGAUAAGCACUUAUUACUGGCAGUGGAUACAUACCAGUUAGCAAAAUUGGGAGAGGCCCAGACAUGUUAUCACUCUCUCAUGACAAAGGACUGGGCAGUAGAGUAGGAAAGGAUGGGAUGAUUGUAAAUGCAUCUACCUUAAUUUUGGGUCAAUAGUUUGUAAGUCAUGAAUGGAAGGAGAAAGGAGACAGAAUGAGAGGAAGAAUCAGCAUAUAUCCCAUCAUAGAAUGGUAGAAGUUGAGUUUUCGAUGAAUAGUCAGAGUUGAAUUUAUACAACCAAAGCUCCCAUGUGAUUGUAAUCUUGCCAAAAUAUAAUGGACAUAUAAAUGAACCUGGGGUAUAAGCAAUAAUAUCCACUAGUGUUAUCAGCUACUGUAACCAAGUGGCUGGUUCAUUUGGUUGACGCUGAUUAUGGCCUUUAACCAUGGUGGUUUGUUUUUUGUUUUGUUUUUUAUUUCACAAAAAGCCAAUAAAAUU
Molecule: messenger RNA, 4363 nt
Organism: Budorcas taxicolor (takin)
Lineage: Eukaryota; Metazoa; Chordata; Mammalia; Artiodactyla; Bovidae
Gene: RHOBTB1
Product: Rho related BTB domain containing 1
Exons: 11
Coding region: 279-2375 (698 amino acids)
Biological process (GO): small GTPase-mediated signal transduction
Molecular function (GO): GTP binding; protein binding; GTPase activity
Source: RefSeq, a predicted model, not a curated record